This is a messenger RNA of Fusarium fujikuroi IMI 58289, 201 nucleotides long. RefSeq lists its product as uncharacterized. The transcript has a single exon. Bases 1 to 201 code for a protein of 66 amino acids. The record is from RefSeq and is a predicted model, not a curated record. NCBI's taxonomy places the organism in Eukaryota, Fungi, Ascomycota, Sordariomycetes, Hypocreales, Nectriaceae.
AUGAACAAGGCCAAACAAUCUGCCGAUCCGGAAGAGACACCCGACAUUGUGCCCAACUACCCUCUUACCGGUAAAGCAGCCGAGGAGGACUAUCAGAAACAACUCGCCCUCCUCGAGCAGCAGAAUAAAAUAAGACUCGAGCAAGCUCAAGGAGGGAAAUCCUCCAACUCGUCAACACAAAACACCGAUCGUCGCACCUAG